This is a messenger RNA of Leguminivora glycinivorella, 2406 nucleotides long. RefSeq names its product cytosolic carboxypeptidase 6-like. Lineage: Eukaryota; Metazoa; Arthropoda; Insecta; Lepidoptera; Tortricidae. The coding region runs from base 4 to 1869 and encodes 621 amino acids. Gene Ontology annotation, biological process: proteolysis. The record is from RefSeq and is a predicted model, not a curated record. Gene Ontology annotation, molecular function: zinc ion binding; metallocarboxypeptidase activity. The transcript is spliced from 12 exons.
ACCAUGUCGUCGUACCCAAACGACCUGGAGCACACCUCCAUAUACAACAGGGACAUUAACGACAGCGAAGAAAGCGACGGGGAGGGAGGCCUCGGCAACCUGAACCGGCUGAUCGUGAGGCCUCCGGGCCACAGCGGCAAGGCCAAGCGAGGCCAGCUCUGCUUCGACGCAGCCUUCGAAUGUGGAAACUUGGGCCGAGCGGACCACAUCACGGAGCUUGAGUAUGACCUCUUCGUGCGACCCGAUACCUGCCGCCCGCGAUCGCGGUUCUGGUAUAACUUUACGGUGGAAAAUGUGAAGCAGGAUCAGAGAGUAAUCUUCAACAUAGUCAACUUAGGCAAAGAAAGAACCUUAUACAACGGCGAAAUGACACCGCUAGUCCGCUCAACCUCGCGUCCAAAAUGGCAACGCAUUCCCCGUCGCUUCAUCUUCUACCACAAGUCUCCCGUGCACCGCGGGCGGCGGGUACUGAGCCUCGCCUUCGGCUUUGAUCGCGAGGAAGACGUCUACCACUUCACAGCGGCCGUGCCGUAUUCCUACUCAAGGCUGCAGAAGUAUCUCACGUUGUGGGAAAAACGCGCGCAGACGUUUGCUGCUAGGGAGUGCAUUGCGCAAACCACGCAAAAACGCAAGGUAGACCUCAUCACCAUAGGGGACCUGGUGGUCCAGGAUCGGGAGACGCGGGAAGAGUCCGCAGUGAAAGGCAAUAAGGGCGUUCCGAAGAAGCGCGUCGUGCUCAUCCUUGCGCGUACGCAUGGCGGCGAACCGCCGGCGUCUUUCAUCUGCCAAGGCAUCCUUGAUUAUUUUUUAACUUCGUCGGAAAAGGCUUUAGCGCUCCGCAGCAACGUAGCUAUUCAGGUAGUGCCAAUGUUGAAUCCCGACGGCGUGUUCUUGGGCAACCAGCGCUCAGACCUGCUGGGCGCUGACCUCAAUCGUAGCUGGGUCACAGCUACCACCUUCGCGCACCCUGCCGCCGUGGCGAUCAACGACCUCGUGUCCAAGCUCGUUGCUGAAAAGUCUUUGCAACUGGAUUUUAUAAUCGACUUGCACGCGGACAUAAGCUUUGAAGGAGUCUUCGUUAGAGGGAACUCAUAUGAUGACGUCUACAGGUUUGAACGUCACGCCGUCCUUCCAAAGUUCCUGGCGUCCCGUGUAGAAGCCUGGCGUCCCGAGGCAUGUCUGUACAACACGGACCCACUGGCCGCCGGCACGGCGCGCCGGGCCCUGCCGGAAGGCGCCGUGGACGCGUACACGUUGCUUGUGUCGCUGGGAGGCCGCCGACUCACUCCCAAGGGACCUUACAUACAUUAUACUGAAGAUGCUUAUGCAAAAAUCGGGCGAUCGAUAGUGAAGGCGCUUUGCGAUUACUAUCGCCACAUCGGCGUCAUCCCGCCGCGGCAAGGGGCUCCGACGAAGAAGAAAGACAGCCGCGGCCGACGACGGCGUCGGCGCCCCGCCACGGACAGAGACAGGCCAGUCCGCCAUACGUGGUCUCCAGUCCCACAUGACCACUUACCGCACAUACAUAACAAGAUGUCGCCUAGUUCGAGUCCCGAGCGGCGUGUAUUAGCCGCGCGGGUGCUGUCGCCUCCGCUGCCACCGGCGUCGCCGCCGCCGACCCGGGCCCUGCCACCGCGCUCGACUCGUCUUCGCCGCGUUAAGCCCCGGAUAGAGCCCGAUUUGGACCCGCUGCUGCCUCUUAUCACAGGAACAGCAGUUCGUACGCCCCGACUCUCCGUGGUAAAUCUCAGUGCCAUCGUCCGCACACCGACUGGCCGCGAGCCUCGCAGACUCGCGCGGCCGCCCCGACCGGCGCACCCGAGGUUUACCAGCGAUGAAUACGACACACAUGACUCUGACUCGGCGUGAGACUAGUAGACUACCUGUGCACUUGGCCGUGGUGAACUUGAGUAACAUCGUACGUACAUCGCAUGUACGCCGAUCGGCAGCCACGCCUCUUGCACCAGAGUUUUACCAGUCUACAAAGUUCUCAAUUUUUACCAUUUCCUUUUCUAUUAGCUAAAGAAAGGCUCGAUUUACUAUUCAGAACAACGUAUUAAUCUUGAUUAGAAUCAAGCGUUUUUGGCUUCAUCUUGGAAAAAAAUUGUUUUGCAUCACUUGAGUACCAAAUUUAACAUUUUCAGAAUGGAGUACAAGACUCGUGAAUAAUGAAUAAGAUCACAUGAAAUGCAUGUACCUAUGCAUAAAUUGUUUCUAUUCUAGCUAAAGAGUGACGUCGGUUUUAAAAGUUUUUAUAAAAUUAAUAUACCUACAGGUAAAUAAGGACAUUUGAAAGUUACCCAAUAUGAAACCGAAGCCGAAAAUGCUUGUUUUAAACGCGAAACUUUAAUAUCUCUUCCUAAGUAUGCUAUUAGACGUCGUAGAAAAAAACUGGCUGUGCAAUUU